Molecule: messenger RNA, 653 nt
Organism: Nicotiana attenuata
Lineage: Eukaryota; Viridiplantae; Streptophyta; Magnoliopsida; Solanales; Solanaceae
Product: heat stress transcription factor B-2a-like
Exons: 2
Coding region: 29-634 (201 amino acids)
Biological process (GO): regulation of transcription by RNA polymerase II
Cellular component (GO): nucleus
Molecular function (GO): DNA-binding transcription factor activity; RNA polymerase II cis-regulatory region sequence-specific DNA binding
Source: RefSeq, a predicted model, not a curated record
ACAAAAAUCUCCAUUAAUAUAUAUAGCCAUGGCUACAGAUACUAUUCCGGCACGGGAAGAUGAUCGGAAUAUCCGCCGGAAAUUCGGACGGUCAAUGAGAACGAAGUGCCCGGCGCCGUUCUUGUUGAAAACUUAUGAUCUUUUGGAGGAGCAAAAAGAAGAGAAUAUUAAUAAGGUUAUUUCAUGGAAUGGUGAGGGAAAUGGUUUUGUUGUUUGGUGUCCAGCUGAAUUUUCUGAGCAUAUGUUACCAAGAUAUUUCAAGCACAACAAUUUCUCCAGUUUCAUACGACAACUCAAUACCUAUGGAUUCAAGAAAGUAGCAUCAAAACGCUGGGAAUUUCAGCAUGACAAGUUCAAGAAAGGAUGCAGGCAAUUGUUAGAAGAAAUAACGAGGAAGAAAUGUGAGCCAAGUGCAUUUCCUACAUACUUAAAGCCUACUGAAAGGAAUACAUUUGCUAAAGAAGAAGAGAAUAUAACAAGGCAGCUGCUCAUAGAAGAGAACAAAAACCUAAGAAAAGAAAGGUUAGAAUUGCAAAUGCAGAUUGCUCAUUUCAAAACAGUGGAAAUGAAGUUGUUGAAAUGCCUUUCUCAAUGUGUGGAGAACUCACAAAAUAAAAUUAGAAGACUGUUUUAGACCCCGCAGGAGCUUUGUG